Messenger RNA from Dibothriocephalus latus, 612 nucleotides. The record is from the annotation of a GenBank genome assembly. NCBI's taxonomy places the organism in Eukaryota, Metazoa, Platyhelminthes, Cestoda, Diphyllobothriidea, Diphyllobothriidae.
GGUGCCGGCUUCCAAGCGACUUGGCUUCUCUUUGGCUGUCGUGACUCGCACUUUGAUAUCCUCGUUCCGACCGCCUUAUUGGAUUUCCUACGCGACGGCACCCUGAGCCACCUUUGCCUCUGCUUCUCGCGUCGUCCAUUCCAGGCUAAUUCGGACACUAGUCUGCCCCCUGCACCCCACCUUCGUGACCUUCUACAGCGCGCCUGCUUGCCAGAGAGGUGCAAGUAUGUUCAAGAGUGCAUGCUGGCGGCUGAUUGUCGCAUGGCCGCAUUUGGCGCCGGCGAAUGUCCCGCCGACGUUGUGACUGCCUUCGAAGAUCUCUCUAUGCGAGAAUCGGCGCGCAGUCCCCAGUUACUUUCUCAUGGCGACCAACUGACCCAUCUUGUGAUGGACUGUGGUGCCCACGUUCGAGUUUGCGGUGACGCCAAGGGGAUGGUACCCGCAGUCGCCUCCACCUGGGUUGAGCUCUUUGCACGUCGGUUGGCAACUGGGAGCGUGUGCAUCGACCUAUCCAAAGGUCAAGUACUGACUCCAGAGGAGAUAAAACGAGGUCAAAGCUAUCUGGCCAUGUUAAGGAAAGAGCAUCGCUACAUUGAAGACGUGUGGCGAUAG